AUGCCUCCGCCGCCGCCGGAUCGAAGGGACUAUCUGUACCGGGAGGGCCGCAGGCACGACGGCGGUGGCGGCGGGGGCGACCCGCUCCUGCCGCCCGCCCCCACGCCGCCGCGCUGGCGGGACUCGCCGUACCACCCGCCGCCGCCACCGCCCCUGCGGGACCACUCGCGGCCCUCGCCGCGCCGGGCGCCGCCGUCGGCCUCCUCAGGUAGGCCUGCCCCUCGCGAAUCUUCAGAUCUGAGGCCGCCGCCGCCUCUUCGGCCCCCUCUGGCGUCCCUAAUUUCCUCCAACCGCUCUGCUAUUUCAGAAGGCUACUACCGACAGGGCGGCGGCGCGUACGACCGCUCCUACCCUGAUGACCCGCCGCCUGUCUACACGCCGUCGCGCUCGGACCGGUACUGGCCGGAGGACGACGGCGGGGGAUACAAGGGUUUCGGUCGGUAUGGCGGCGGCGGCCGCAGGGACGGCCGUGACAUGAGGGGUUCAUACCGGAGGUCCCCUUACAGGGGCGGCUACGGAAGCGACUUCUCCAGAAACCAUCCAGAGCAGCCCCCUCCGCCACCCCCCAGAAGGUCUCCGUUGAGGUCAGUCGCUGUUCCGAUCUGCUAUGACCCUCCGGGCAAUAGAGUUGACAGGGGGGAUAGGGACAACCUCCCACGGGUGACACCAUGGCGGAGAAGGGAGAGCAGAUCUGAAGCAGCAGAUGCUGUUGGCCAAACCACUCGGCUCUCUGCCUCAGGGAAGGAGGCUUCAGCUCAGCCUCUGGCCGUGGCAGGUCCUCACGGGACGGAGGAUGAGGCACCAAGGAAGAAGGCUCGCCUCGGAUGGGGGCAAGGUUUGGCCAAGUAUGAGAAGCGGAAGGUGCAAGGCCCUGCGGAUCCUGCUGAAGCUGUUGCUGAUGGAAGUCCAGCUGAUGGCGAACAGAAGACCGCUUCCCUUGUGCCUCUGCCUGCACCUUCUGUUGCACCUGUACCUCCUGCUGCACCAGCGCCUGAGCCUGCGGCAGCACCACCGGCACCGCCUGCUGCGCCUGUGCUUUUGUCUGCCCCUGUGCGAUGCUCAUCUCCAGUUACUGCACCACCAUAUUGUUCCCCAGCACCUGAAGAUAAAUCAUGUGAAAUGACGCCAAAUACGGUUACUAACUCUACUAAAGAUGUCUUGGAAGCUGAUGAUAAAACUUUCAAUAAUGAAUUUUCCAUCAAGUUAGAUGAGCUCGGUGAUGAUCCUGUUAAUUCCCUUGCAAACAUGCUUGUUGAACUUAUCCAACAUGAUGAUUCUUGUUCUGGGGAUUCAAAUGGCCCGACCAGUACACGUAAACUGCUUCUACUGAAGGAAAGCAUUUCCAAGGAGAUUGAAAAGACUGAACUCGAGAUUGAUUCAUUGGAAGGCGAACUUAAAUCUGUGAAUACUGAGGCUGUAACUGCUCUUGAGGGUUCUCCCACAGGGGUGACACAUACAGAAAAUCUUUCACCUUCCAGUGGGACAUCAAAGGAUGCUGAUGUCAAAGGUGCUGAUAUGAUGGAAAUUGAAGCAGCUCCAGUUCGCAAUGCAAAAACAGUUCCUUCAGAAGAGAGUGCUGUAUCUCCUGGAGUUGCUGAGGGUAAGGCCUGUGCUGCUGCUGAUCUUAGCUCAUCGAAAGCUUCUGAAGAAGCUGGGUCUCAAAAUGAUAUUGACAAUGACAGGCUGGAAACUUCUUCGUGCCAUGCUAAUGCUGAUUCCAUGAAAAUAGAAGUUAGUGAUGACCUACCAGUGAUGCAAUGGACAUACCAUGAUCAUAAGUCUGAUUUACUCGGUUCUGUCACAUCUGCAAAUAAUGAUAUAGCCAAAGAAAUGAAUGAAGUGCUAUUUAAAUCAUUGCCUGCUGAUACACCUGGCCUUGAGAUGUUGGCAUCAAGUCAUCUUCUGAGCCAAAGGAAGAGUGGUUUGAUUGUCAAAGAAAGGCUUGGAGUAUGUAAAACAAGUCUGAGGUUGAAAGAGCAGAUUCUUACAAUGAAAUUCAAGGCAUAUCGUCACUUGUGGAAAGAGGAUGUGCGACUACUUUCUGCAAAGAAACAGCGUUCAAAGUCUAAUAAGCGCAUUGAUCAGAGCAACCGAACAUUGCAAAUUGGAUCUCAGAGGCAACGCUCCUCUAACCGCUCGCGAUUAACCAUGCCUGCUGGUAAUUUAAGUACAUUUUCAACUCCAGAAAUGUCAGAUGUUGCAAGGAAGUUGUUUACAGAAUUCCAAAUUAAGCGCUGCAGAAAUUACUUGAAAAUGCCUGCACUGAUUAUUGAUGAGAAAGAGAAGGAAUGCUUGAGGUUUCUGAGCAAGAAUGGGCUGGUUGAGGAUCCUGUUUUAGUUGAGAAGGAACGGGUGAUGAUAAAUCCGUGGACUCAAGAAGAAAAGGAAAUUUUUAUGGAGAUGCUUGCUAAAUUUGGCAAGGAUUUCUCCAAAAUCUCCAGUUUCAUUACACAUAAAACUACUGCAGACUGUGUGGAGUUCUACUACAAGCAUCAUAAAUCAGACAUCUUCCGAGAAGUGAAGAAACUGUUGGACCUUCGUCAACAGCAACCCAUCAGCAAUUAUCUUGGAGCGAAAUCUGGACAGAAAUGGAAUCCUGAGUCAAAUGCUGCUUCUCUUGAUAUGCUUGGGGCAGCAUCAGUAGUAGCAGCCCAUGGCCUUGAAUAUGCAAACCAGGUGCAGAAAAUUUCUGCGAAAUCCCUCAUCUGGACUUCAUAUGGGCCCAAUGUUCCUUUUGUGGCUAAAAGAUCUUCUGAUAAGGAGUGCAUUGACAAUGUGCCUUUGCAUGAGAGAGAAUCAGUAGCAGCUGAUGUACUAGCUGGCAUAUGUGGCACUCUCUCUCCUGAUGGAAUGGGCUCAUGCAUUACUAGUUCUGCUGAUCCUGGCCAGAAGAUUAGCAUGAAAAGAGUGGAGCAUGUCUUAUCCCAAGAAAAUGACAAAAUCGUUGAUGAGGAAGACACUCUCUCUGAUCAAGAGUGUGAAGUUGAUCAACUUGAUUGGAAUGAUGAUGAGAAGUCAAUUUUCAUUGAGGCUAUGAAUAACUACGGAAAGGAUUUUGCUCGGAUCUCGUCAUGUGUGAAGAGCAAGUCAUAUGAACAGUGCAAAGUGUUCUUUAGUAAGGCUCGUAAAUCACUCGGUUUGGAUUUGAUCCAUCAAGGGGCAGCCGAUGUUAGUAUGCCAGCUAGUGACACCAAUGGAGGGAGGAGCGAUACUGAUGAGGCCUGCGCUGUGGAAAUGGAUUCAGCUAUCUGUAGCACACAGUCUUGUUCAAAGAUUGUGAUAGAUGUUUGUCCUACUGAAGGAGCCAUUGGAGGGCCUAACUCUGUUAUAAAAAUCUCUAAGCAGGCAGAAGGAGAUAUAUCAAAUGGGUGCGAUGUUGAUGUUAAAAUUGAGGAAGACGAGAAGGAAGCUGAUAAAAAUUGCAGCAUUGUUGAUGAUAAGAGGUCCAGUGAUGGUACUCACCAAGCUGGUCCUAUUGACAUCAAUUGCCCAGAAAGCACAGAUAAGCUGCAAGGAACUGAUGAUGUCGAUGACCAAGUAAACAUGCAUUGUAGUAGGGCCAUCAGCUCUUCAACUAAGCAUGCAAUGGCCACGCACUCGGAAGUGAGAUCCAGUUUACAUUCUAUAGAGGUACUUCAAACAGACAAAGCUGAAGGUACUGGUACUGAUCCUUCCCGGGUGGAAGAAUGUUCACACCAUGCUCUUGAUAACACACCAAUGAAAAUUGGAAAUUCUGGUGCCUCAGCUUUCUUAGCUUCAGGUAAUGGUAUCAAGGACAGUGUUCGCAUCUCAAACAUGACUGGUGUUUCCACCGUUAGUCCUGCAUUCACUUCAAGUUAUCAGCAUUCUGUACCAGGAGAUAUGCCCCUGCUGAAACCAAAGCCACUGGUUACCCCCCUUACCCCGAAGGAUUUAAUGCCUGUGCAGUUCAGUUCAGUGCUUUCUGAUCCCACUGCAUUUCGUUUUGAGGGCAUAGCCUCAAUAACUAUGCCCAACUUUGAGGACAGUGGCAACAGAGUCAGCAGUGCUAUAGGGGCUAAAGACAUGAGCAAGUACCCAGCUUUUAAAGACCCAUCUGGUAAUCAGCACACAUUGUUUCGUAAUAUUGAUGGUUAUAUGAAUCAUCAUCUGACAACUGAAUUAUCAAUUUUAUCUGAAAGAACUGCAAGUGGCACUGUGAGUGCUUCACAAACCGAUCGGUUCACCCAAACAAAAUUCCAGAAUGGCAGGUCCAGCCGUUUGUGUCUUCCAAACAGUUCUGAUGGGAUUCAAUGGCCUAGAAAACACGAAGAAGUACUGGAAGGCUCUUUGAGGCCUUGCUCUCACAAUACAAGCUCUGAGGGUGAUGAGCAACAAAAGCGGCCUGGUGAUGUCAAGUUGUUUGGGCAGAUUCUCAGCCAGCAGUCAACCUUGCAAAGUUCUGGUUCAUCGUGUAAUGGUAGCAAGAGCAAGCCUCCCUCACCAAAGAUUGACACAUCAUCUGUGAGAUUGAUGAACAAUCCAAAGGAUCGUGUGGUUUGUUCUUCCAGGCCUGGCAUCACUCCACAUAUGGGUCUGGAGGAAAGAUCAGUGAGGAGCUAUGGCCAUCUGGAUGGAAGCAUGCUACAGCCUGAGCCUCUGCUCGUGAUGGCAAAGUGCCAGAGAUCCUUGGCCGGUGUACCGUUUUACUCGGCUAAGAAUGGCACGCUUGGUGUGUUCCCAGAUUAUCAACAACCUUUAGUGCCGCCACAUCAAUCAGAUCCCAAGCGGCUGGAAAGGUUUUCUGAUCCGCAAAAGAGGAAUGGUCUGGAACUCAUCUCGGGUUUCCAGCAGCCUGGUAGAGUCGCCCGUUUUGGGGGUGCUGGUAUCCUCGUUAGCAAUGUCUCAGACCCUGUGGCUGCUGCUCUCAAGGCUCAAUAUGGUCCCGGUUCUAAGAUUAUGGGCAGUGACGCGGAUCCUUGGAAGGACAUAGGAAGCAGGUAG
Miscanthus lutarioriparius is the source of this 4962-nucleotide messenger RNA. The record is from the annotation of a GenBank genome assembly. Lineage: Eukaryota; Viridiplantae; Streptophyta; Magnoliopsida; Poales; Poaceae.